Molecule: messenger RNA, 780 nt
Organism: Haliaeetus leucocephalus (bald eagle)
Lineage: Eukaryota; Metazoa; Chordata; Aves; Accipitriformes; Accipitridae
Gene: CLDN18
Product: claudin 18
Exons: 5
Coding region: 1-780 (259 amino acids)
Biological process (GO): cell adhesion; bicellular tight junction assembly
Cellular component (GO): bicellular tight junction; plasma membrane
Molecular function (GO): structural molecule activity
Source: RefSeq, a predicted model, not a curated record
AUGUCUGUAACGAUAUGCCAGUCCAUGGGCUUCGUGGUGUCCGCUUUAGGAAUAGGAGGCAUCAUCGCGUCAACAUGCAUGGACCAGUGGAGCACCCAAGACCUGUACAAUAACCCGGUGACGGCGGUGUUCAACUACCAGGGCCUCUGGCGCACAUGUGUCCGGGAGAGCUCUGGCUUCACCGAAUGCCGCGGCUACUUCACUAUCCUGGGGCUGCCAGCAAUGUUCCAGGCUGUGAGGGCCCUCAUGAUUGUGGGUAUCGUCCUGGGCAUCCUUGGCCUCCUUGUGUGCAUUUUCGCUCUGAAAUGCAUCCGUAUCGGCAACAUGGAGGAUUCUGCAAAAGCCAACAUGACUCUGACCUCCGGCAUCAUGUUUAUUGUUGCUGGCCUGUGUGCCAUCACUGGAGUGUCUGUGUUUGCCAACAUGCUGGUCACAAACUUCUGGAUGUCCACAGCCAACAUGUACCAGGGAAUGCAGAACGUCCAGAACAGGUACACCUUUGGCUCAGCCCUCUUUGUUGGCUGGGUGGCAGGUGGCCUGGCCCUUGUAGGAGGCAUCAUGAUGUGCCUUGCUUGCAGAGGGCUGAUUCCAGAAGAAUCCCGUUACAAAGCGGUGUCUUACAAUGCAUCGGGACGGAAUAUCUCCUACAGAACGGGGCCCUAUAAGGUUGGUUCAGGGUACGAACCUGAAACAAAGACUAGGAAGAAUGCAGGAUAUGAAGAAGCUGCUCGAAGUGAGGAUGGAAGACGCUCAUACCCUUCAAAAUAUGACUAUGUCUAG